AAUUUAGAAUUAUUUGAAGAAAUUAGAGAAUUAUGCAAAGAAAUCAGAAUAUUAUAUGAAGAAAUCAACCAAUUAAAGAAAAGAAAUGAAUCACUUUCUUGUGUAAUUAUUAUAGAUGAUUGA
Molecule: messenger RNA, 123 nt
Organism: Cetraspora pellucida
Lineage: Eukaryota; Fungi; Glomeromycota; Glomeromycetes; Diversisporales; Gigasporaceae
Source: the annotation of a GenBank genome assembly